AUGGAGAUCGAGCUCAAUCACUUGAUCGCCGAUCUUCAAUCUCUCAAUCAAUCCCUUCCAGAUCCAUCUCUCCGUGAUGCGUUCCACAAGAUUCAAUCGCGUGUUGAGCAUAUUGCUGAUCUUGUUAGGGCGGAACCUGUUCGGCGUUCUAAAGUUAAGGAUAUGAGUGCUGAGGUUGUUGACAGCAAUCCAUACAGUCGGCUUAUGGCGCUUCAGAGAAUGGGAAUUGUGGAGAAUUAUGAACGGAUAAGGAAUUUCUCCAUUGCCAUAGUUGGAGUAGGUGGUGUAGGAAGUGUAGCUGCUGAGAUGCUGACAAGAUGUGGCAUAGGUCGACUUUUGUUGUAUGAUUAUGACAAAGUGGAACUUGCAAACAUGAAUAGGCUCUUCUUUCGUCCUGAUCAAGCUGGUAUGACAAAGACAGAUGCAGCUGUACAAACACUUUCAGAUAUAAACCCUGAUGUUGUGCUUGAGAGCUAUACACUGAAUAUCACGACAGUUGAUGGUUUUGAAACCUUUAUGUCUUCUUUGAAAAAUAAGUCAUUUUCUCCUGAUAAACAAGGUAACGGCGUGGAUCUUGUCUUAAGCUGUGUAGAUAAUUAUGAAGCAAGAAUGGCUGUUAACCAGGCUUGUAAUGAACUGAGCCAGACAUGGUUGGAGUCGGGUGUUUCUGAGGAUGCUGUUUCUGGUCAUAUUCAGUUGCUUAUUCCUGGCGAAACUGCCUGUUUUGCUUGCGCUCCUCCUCUUGUUGUAGCAUCUGGGAUUGAUGAGCGUACACUCAAGCGUGAAGGGGUUUGUGCUGCAUCUUUACCAACCACCAUGGGGGUUAUUGCUGGGCUUCUUGUCCAGAACACACUAAAAUUCUUGUUAGGUUUUGGCCAAGUCUCUCCUUAUUUGGGAUAUAACUCUCUUAAGGAUUUUUUCCCAACUAUGCAAAUGAAGCCAAACCCUCAAUGUUCAAAUGCAGCUUGCUUAAAACGACAGGGAGAGUACAUUCUUGCAAAGCCGGCAAGAGAUGCUGCAGCAAAAGCAAAAUUAGAGGCCGAAGGACCCUCAAUUGAAGAAGGUCCAAUGCACGAUGAUAACGAAUGGAAUAUAAGUGUGGUUGAUGAUUGUGAGCCAGAUGGUACCAAUACCAAAAGUUCAGAUGCCCUUCCUGAAGGUCUCACUCAUGAACUCCCAACUGCGGACGAAUUUCAGAACCCAGUUACUCCUGAAGCUCCAAUCAAUGACAAUGAUGACCUUGAUGAACUAAGAAGGCAACUUGAAGCCAUUAAUUCUGUGUAG
Molecule: messenger RNA, 1284 nt
Organism: Lathyrus sativus (Indian pea)
Lineage: Eukaryota; Viridiplantae; Streptophyta; Magnoliopsida; Fabales; Fabaceae
Source: the annotation of a GenBank genome assembly